AUGUUUUUGGCUAUUAUUCGUCUUUCAAUCAUCUUAGGCAUCGCUCUGGCAGUAUGCGAGGCUAGCUAUGUUUUAUGUCUUCAAAGGGUUCCUAUCCAUUCGUGUGCAUCAAUGCGCUGUGCUGUAAUUGGCGAUGCUGCCUCUAGCGAGCACCAUCCAUGUGACUGCUUUAAAAUCGAGAACGUGUCGGGUAAAAAGAAAAAAUGGUAUAAGAUCGAAUUACCCCAUGGAAAUCAUGGCUUUGUAACCAAUGACCAUUGUUCUGGCAACGUUCCACAAUGUUAA
This is a messenger RNA of Adineta steineri, 285 nucleotides long. The record is from the annotation of a GenBank genome assembly. Lineage: Eukaryota; Metazoa; Rotifera; Eurotatoria; Adinetida; Adinetidae.